Molecule: messenger RNA, 668 nt
Organism: Colossoma macropomum (tambaqui)
Lineage: Eukaryota; Metazoa; Chordata; Actinopteri; Characiformes; Serrasalmidae
Product: histone H2B
Exons: 1
Coding region: 253-627 (124 amino acids)
Cellular component (GO): nucleosome
Molecular function (GO): DNA binding; structural constituent of chromatin; protein heterodimerization activity
Source: RefSeq, a predicted model, not a curated record
GUGUUUAUGGAAUAAACCUGAUAGAAACGUAUGUAUUGUACAUGACGCACGGUAGCUAAGAAUGCGCGGGAAGGUGAACAAAGGAAGAGUCUUUAGCUGGGGGGAGGAGGAGGAGAAGGAGGGGGAGCUGGGAGUUGUCCGCCAAGUGAGCCGUUCAGAAGGGCGGAGCUAUAAUUUGAAUAUCGGAGUCUAGAUAAGCCGGUGCCGGGCGCUCCUCCUCAUUCUUCAGUUUUAUUCGAAGAGAAGAAAAUCAUGCCUGAACCCGCCAAGUCCGCCCCGAAGAAGGGCUCCAAGAAAGCCGUGACCAAGACGGCUGGUAAGGGAGGCAAGAAGCGCAGAAAGUCCAGGAAGGAGAGCUACGCUAUCUACGUGUACAAGGUGCUGAAGCAGGUCCACCCCGACACCGGCAUUUCCUCCAAGGCGAUGGGCAUCAUGAACUCGUUCGUCAACGACAUCUUCGAGCGCAUCGCCGGUGAGUCGUCCCGUUUGGCUCAUUACAACAAACGCUCCACCAUCACGUCCAGGGAGAUCCAGACCGCCGUGCGCCUGCUUCUUCCCGGUGAGCUGGCCAAGCACGCCGUGUCCGAGGGCACCAAGGCCGUCACCAAGUACACCAGCUCCAAGUAAGAAGUGACGGAGACUUCAUUAAACCCAACGGCUCUUUUAAG